Molecule: messenger RNA, 378 nt
Organism: Lolium perenne
Lineage: Eukaryota; Viridiplantae; Streptophyta; Magnoliopsida; Poales; Poaceae
Source: RefSeq, a predicted model, not a curated record
AUGUCCCAUCAGUUCAGCAUGUUCAGAGCCCUAGAUUGUAUACUUCAACCUGAGCUAGCAGCCGAGGCCUGCUCGGCGGCGCCCGCGCCACUCUGGCCGGCGGCGGAGCUCGUCCCGUCGGUGCCCUGGCUGGACCUCGCUCGCGCCGCCCUGCUCGGCACUCGGCCGGAGCUCGUCCCUCCGACCCCUGGACGGACCUCGCCCGCGCCGCCAUGGUUGCCGCUCGCCCCGUGUGGCCCUUCCCCGGCCCCUGGCCACGCCGCCCUGCUCGGCGCUCGGCUGGAGCUCGUCCCGCCGACCCCCACUCGCCCGCGCCCGCGCCCGCCCCGGCUGGCGCUCGUCCCGCGUAGCCCUUUCCCGGCCCUGCGGCGGCGGUAG